GGGGAAGUGCAGAGUAGGCUGGGGCUCAGGGGUGGGGUUGGAAAAUGCAGAAGGAGCAACAGCUUGAGCUCUGGGACUACAGUGGACAGAAAGUAAGAGCAUGGUGUGCUCUCAAUGAAGGAGUGAGCAAGAGGAAGCCAGAAAGAGAGAUGAAAGGAAACAAGACACAUCAAUCUACGUAAAGGAGGGCGUGCGGACAAGACGGACAUUGUAGUUCUACUGGAGCCGAGUGGAGAGGGAGAAAAGAGGGGGGAAAGAAGAGAAAGAAAGGAGAGAGGCGCAUGAGGUAUUUUUAUAGGGCACAGACAGAGAUAUGAUAGCCUGCUUACAGAAGCUGUGUGCCUGGAAACGCUCAGAGAGAGCGAGUGAGAGAGAGAGAGAAAGAAAGAGAGGGUGGAAAAGGAGGGGGAGUGAGUGAGACAGAAAGAUUAACCAGUCAGAAAGAGCGAGAGUGAGCAGUGACGUACAAUCAGGGAGAAAUAGCAAGGGAGGGAGGAGGGUGCAUGAGAAGUAGAAAAAAUAAAAUGAAAGAGGGGAAAGGUGCCAAAACAAACUAAUGUGUCAGUGCUGAGUGAGGGACACUAGGAGAGAGGGAGAGAGAGAGAAGAGGAGAGGGCCAGCCAGAGGACCUAGUAGGGGGAGAGAGGCAUGAGGGGACUGUUCUGCUUUAUGCUCACCCUGUCCAUCCUGGGGACUGUCCUGACUGCACUCGUCUGGUACGUCUUCAGAGACCGCAAUGUCCAACCUGGCAGACCCCCCCACAAAGAUCCUAUUAUGAACUCUGGGGCAGUCCCCUCCGGAACAUGCAAGGGCUGCAGGGAUACAGUUACUGAAAAAGUGGUGGAGCGCUACUCUCACAGCUGGAAGAAGCAGGAGGACAAGUUCAGAAAUUUCAGGUCUCUUCUGAGUAACAGAUGUCAUGGACUCACCAAGGCUAUGGUGACACAGGCCAACACUCCUCUGGGGUCAAAGGUUGUGUACGAUGGAGAGAAGAGGAAGCCUCUUCAGGUGACCCCUGAACUGUUCAGCACCUUUGCUAAGGAGAAUCCUUUUGUGAAUACAACAUGGGAUACGUGUUCUGUCGUUGGGAAUGGUGGAAUCCUAGCUAAUAGCAGCUGUGGAGAGAAAAUCGACUCCGCCCAGUUUGUUAUCAGGUGUAACCUCCCUCCUCUGGAGAACGGCUAUGAGAGAGACGUGGGCAACAAGACAGACCUGGUGACAGCUAAUCCCAGCAUCCUCAUAGAGAAAUAUGGGGGCCUGCAGGAGCGUCGUCGGCCCUUCGUGGAGAACCUGCGUAGCUAUGGCGACUCCCUGAUGCUCUUGCCAGCCUUCUCGUACGGCCCCAACACGCCCGUGUCUCUGCGGGCCCUCUACACCAUCCAGGACUUUGACAGCCCCUUGCGGCCCGUCUUCCUCAACCCAGAGUACCUACAGAGUCUGGCACACUUCUGGCAGGGCCAGGGCCUGCGGACGGUACGCCUCAGCACAGGACUCAUCGUGGCUAGCCUGGCGCUGGAGCUGUGCUCCAAUGUGCAUCUCUACGGGUUCUGGCCCUUUAAUGAACACCCCCACCGACACCAGCCCCUCGCCAACCAUUACUACGACGACAGGCAGAGUAAGAAGACGGUGCACGCCAUGCCCGCUGAGUUUGACCACCUGCUAAGACUCCACAGCCAGGGCGUGCUUAGGAUACACCUGGGAGAGUGUGCGCCCGCGGCCAGGUAGGCCCCACCCCUUUACCGGAACUUUACCUACAGCUAGGACAGACACAACAGGGACAUAGGGCCCUCCUAUAGGCUCUCUCAGGAGUCUUACCCAGUCAUGCACUUACCCAGUCAUGUCUUUGCUACCUGCCAGAUGGGAUGGCCCCAACUGGCCCAGAACACUCUGCUAUUCAGCACAGGGGCAUGUUUUAUGUGACGUAUGUCUGGUCACAGUGGAGGAGCAAGGGGGAGGCUAGGACGUUUAGUCUCCCCAGCAGCCAUUUGUAGAUUCUCAGUGUGAGAGUUUGCAGAACAGGUUGAUCCGCAAUCAAAUCAUUUGCACUGUACCCAAAAUGGGUGUAAAUACAUGAAAUAUGCAUAUUAUAUACUGUAUAGAUUUACAAUUAUGUAUUUAUCAUCAAGUGUUCCAGCUGGAAUCUAGAGAAUGUUUUUGUUUUGUUGAACUUAAAUACAACGUGUUUUAGAACAUGUAUGGUUUAGAUGAGGCCUUCCCAACUACAGAGGUAGUGUAGGUAGUGUAGUGCCUAAUAUGACUCACCUUCCUGACUGUAGCCUAAAAACCCACAUGCGAGCCUUUAAGAGUUAACUGAAUGUAUGGUCAUGUCAAUCUAAUACCUCCUGGAUUGGGCAAUCUUUAGCUGGACUGUUACAUUCAGAUUUAUAUUUAAUAUCGAUGAUGAUUAAUUAUCAUAUCUCAUUAUGACAUAGUGUAUAAUACAUUCAAUGUGGUACUGGGUCCUUCCAUGAAAUGAGUCCCUUUUUUGUCUCUUUGAUAUUUUAAGUAGAAAUUGUGCACCAAUAUUGAAUUUUAAAAGACUGCUAAAUUAAAUGAAGCGCCCUUUAAUGUAGAGCACAUGGAAAAUUCAAGAAAUCAUAUUUUUUUAUAUGAAUAAAGACUUCUGAAUUUUA
Messenger RNA from Salmo salar (Atlantic salmon), 2633 nucleotides. Its product is annotated as alpha-2,8-sialyltransferase 8F. The record is from RefSeq and is a predicted model, not a curated record. NCBI's taxonomy places the organism in Eukaryota, Metazoa, Chordata, Actinopteri, Salmoniformes, Salmonidae. Gene Ontology annotation, biological process: oligosaccharide metabolic process; N-glycan processing. Gene Ontology annotation, molecular function: alpha-N-acetylneuraminate alpha-2,8-sialyltransferase activity.